CAAAGAAGCUGUACUCAUCAUUGACAAACUCAUCUAUGAAAAAUUCUCUUAAAAACUUGGAAAAGAAAAUCUCUCGCUAACCCAAAACCCAAGCCUAAAAAGAAAAAGGAAUAACUCAUAUCAACCAGAAUAAUCAACCAAAUCUCUUACGAUUCAGUAUAUUAUAUACUAAAUUUCUUCCACAAACAAAAUUAUAGCAUAUACACAAAGUCAAUGUCUGCUUCUGUAGUCUCCAUUUCUUUUAGACCAUUCUAAACGUUGAACCUGCAAAAAUACUUCCAUUCUUUACCCAUCAACAAAAAAAUCUCUCUUUCUUUUUCUAUAAUCAAAACCAUGUCCUUGAAUUUCUUAUGAAAUAAAGAAUUACUAUAGAUUUUGAUCUUUGAUCUUGUUUUACUGUGAUGGGUCCAUUUAAUAAUCUUCUAAAGAUUGCUUCUUUAAUCACAGUGUUGCUGUUUUCUUUAGCAAUUGGAGAAGACGAUGUGAGAUGCCUUCGAGGAGUUCACAGCUCGCUCAGUGACCCACAAGGGAAGCUCAGUUCUUGGAAUUUCGCUAACACAUCAAAUGGGUUUCUCUGCAACUUUGUCGGUGUUACUUGUUGGAAUGAUCAAGAAAAUAGGAUCAUUGGUCUUGAAUUAAGAGAUAUGAAGCUAUCUGGACAAUUUCCUGAGUCUUUAAAGGAGUGUAAGAGCCUGCAAAAUUUGGAUCUUUCGUCAAAUGCUUUAUCUGGUACUAUUCCUACUCAAAUUUGUACUUGGUUGCCCUUUUUAGUUACUCUUGAUCUAUCAAAUAAUGAAAUUUCGGGGUCUAUACCUCCUGAUCUUGGGAACUGUACUUUUUUGAAUAAUUUGAUUUUGUCUAAUAAUAGUCUAACUGGGCCUAUUCCUUAUCAAUUCUCUAGUUUGGGUAGGUUAAAGAAGUUUUCUGUGGCAGAUAAUGAUCUUACUGGGACGAUUCCUUCUUUUUUUAGUAAUUUUGAUUCUGGGGAUUUUGACGGGAAUGAUGGGCUUUGUGGGAAACCAUUAGGAUCUUGUGGUGGGUUAAGCAAAAAGAAUCUUGCAAUUAUAGUCGCUGCUGGGAUCUUUGGCGCUGCAGCAUCUUUGUUGUUGGGUUUUGGGGUUUGGUGGUGGUAUCAUUUGAGGUAUUCUAGGAGGAGAAAAAGAGGGUAUGGUAUUGGAAGAGGUGAUGAUAGUAGUUGGUCUGAGAAAUUGAGGGCUUAUAAGCUUGUUCAAGUUUCAUUGUUUCAAAAACCUCUUGUUAAGGUCAAAUUGGCUGAUUUGAUGGCAGCUACUAACAAUUUUACUCCUGAAAAUAUCAUAAUUUCGACUGGGACUGGUGUUACCUAUAAGGCUGUUCUUCCUGAUGGAUCUGCACUUGCAAUUAAGAGGCUUAGUACUUGUAAGGUUGGUGAGAAGCAGUUUCGAUCUGAGAUGAGUCGAUUAGGUGAGCUUAGACAUCCAAAUUUGACACCCCUUUUGGGAUUUUGUGUUGUGGAGGAUGAAAAGCUUUUGGUUUAUAAGCACAUGUCUAAUGGGACUUUGUAUGCUUUGCUUCAUGGAACUGGUACUUUACUAGAUUGGCCAACAAGAUUUCGAAUCGGUUUGGGUGCUGCUAGGGGUUUAGCAUGGCUUCAUCAUGGAUGCCAUCCUCCAUUCUUGCAUCAAAGUAUAUGCUCCAAUGUGAUUCUCGUUGAUGAAGAUUUUGAUGCUAGGAUAAUGGAUUUUGGAUUAGCAAGGCUCAUGACUUCCUCGGAUUCUAAUGAGAGUAGUUAUGUUAAUGGGGAUUUAGGCGAAUUUGGUUAUGUAGCACCAGAGUACUCGAGCACUAUGGUUGCUUCACUUAAAGGGGAUGUGUAUGGAUUUGGAGUUGUGCUAUUGGAGCUAGUGACAGGUCAAAAACCACUUGACAUUAGUACUGCUGAAGAAGGAUUCAAGGGUAACUUGGUGGAUUGGGUGAAUUAUCUCUCAAGUUCUGGUAGAAUCAAAGAUGCAAUCGAUAAGACUCUUUGCGGUAAGGGAAAUGAUGAGGAAAUCUUACAAUUCUUGAAAAUUGCUUUGAAUUGUGUGGUUGCUCGACCCAAGGACCGAUGGUCUAUGUACCGAGUUUAUCAAUCCUUAAAAGGCACCGGCAAUGACCUCGGUUUCCCAGAGCAAGAUGAUGAAUUUCCAUUGAUUUUUGGCAAGCAAGACGACGAAUGAACAAAGUGUAGCUUUGAAGCGAAGAUGGGAGAAGAACAAACAAAAUUGUAAACACUCCUGUCGUAUGGAAUUUAUACAUUUUCCUGUAAGUUCUUAAACCCCUUGAAUGUAAAUGGUGUGAUCUCCAUUUUCAGCUUUCUUUUCCAAUUUGUUAUGUAUAAGUAUAGAAAUAGAUCUGUAUGAUAAAAUAAAACUUUUGUUUAGCUCAGGUUCUUGAAUCUCAAGGAAUUUCCGUUGUUUGAUUAUUGUUCUAUAACAUUUCCCAAUUGUCUUUUUGUA
Molecule: messenger RNA, 2477 nt
Organism: Jatropha curcas
Lineage: Eukaryota; Viridiplantae; Streptophyta; Magnoliopsida; Malpighiales; Euphorbiaceae
Product: Leucine-rich repeat protein kinase family protein
Biological process (GO): protein phosphorylation
Molecular function (GO): protein kinase activity; ATP binding; protein binding
Source: RefSeq, a predicted model, not a curated record